Molecule: messenger RNA, 1935 nt
Organism: Anopheles stephensi (Asian malaria mosquito)
Lineage: Eukaryota; Metazoa; Arthropoda; Insecta; Diptera; Culicidae
Product: esterase E4-like
Exons: 5
Coding region: 16-1902 (628 amino acids)
Source: RefSeq, a predicted model, not a curated record
GACGGCUUCAACCCAAUGACCACGAAAACGAUCGCCGAGGUUACAAAAGGGUCCACCAGAACGGGGCCAUUGAUUAGUUGUCAAUUACCUGCCGAAUGGUGUGCACCACUCCCGGGGCUCGGUACAGUUUCGCCAGUACAAAUGCAUGUGAAGUGGGCUUCUAUCGGUUUGUUAUCGGUGUGUCUGGUGCUUUUGCUCAGUGACCGUGUUAGCAGUCAGCAGAACUCACCGAUCGUAGUGAUUGAUGGUCUCGGCACGGUACAAGGAACAAGGGGCCGUACGGCGUGGACUGAUCGUGAAAUUUUCAAGUUUUAUAACAUCCGAUAUGCGGAAGCACCUAGCGGGCAGCAGCGCUUUCGCAAUCCAGUGCCUGUGAAGCCGUGGAGCGGUGUGUUCAAUGCAGUUUUCCCCGGGAAACCAUGCCCGCAGGUUGGAUUGAACAUAACCAAUGAUUCGGCUGCCGAAGAUUGUCUCACACUGUCGGUGUAUACGCAAAAUAUAACUGCCAACCGUCCUGUGAUGGUGUUCAUCCACGGCGGUGCAUUCGUGGUGGGAGCCGCUUCCUACUACGAACCAGACUACCUUCUCGAAAAGGACAUCGUGCUAGUGUCAAUUCAGUACCGCCUGGGACCGUUGGGUUUCCUGUCAACCGGUACAGCAAACAUUCCUGGUAACAUGGCCAUGCUGGAUAUGAUCAUGGCCCUCGAGUGGGUAUCGAGUUAUAUACGCUUUUUCGGCGGUGACAGUACCUCGGUUACCAUAUUCGGAGAGUCGGCGGGUGGUGCUGCAGUUUCCGCGUUGCUCUACAGCCCAAUCGUGCGAGACGACCUGUUCCACCGUGCCAUCGUACAGUCUGGGUCGAUAUUUUCACCCUGGGCGACAUGCAGAUCUCCCAAGGAGGGAGCACUUGACAUUGCACGACGCGUAAACUGUGAUCGACCCGUCGAAACUAUGGAGGAUUGUUUGCGCUCCGUGCCAGCGCUAAGGCUGAUGGAAGCGUACGAGGAUCAUAAGAACAUGCAAUUCAACCUCACCGGUUAUCCGGACGUUUCCGGAGCAUGCAUUGUAAUCGGCGAAGCAUCACCAUUCAUGCCGAAACAUCCGAAAACACUGUCACGCAGUGCAUUCCGGAAUGUGGAGCUGAUGGCUGGAACUACCUCGCAGGAAGGGCUCAUGUUUUGGGAAGGUGUGUACCGCUACGGGCUGUCCUACAAACCGGAAACCAUUCAAUCCUCGUGGGACCUUCUGCAGCUUAUCGAUACCAUCAAUGAGCGGUUUGGAGCCAACUCGAACGAUGGAUCUCACACGUGGCAUCAAAUUUUCAGCACCUUCCUCAGCAGUGAGCUUGAUCGUGCCAACUUCACCGAGCUUCUGCCCGGACUGGUGGACAUCUGUGGUAAUCUAGCCAUUAAAGCACCGGUGCUGCAGGAUGUGACACGAUUCGCGCAUGCCAACGCUGGCAAGGUUUAUCUGUACAGCUUCGACUACAGUGGAACUCCGUCGAUGUACAACUUUUCCGCCGGCGAUGAGUUCAACUAUCCUUACCGCAAUAAUUCGUUUCACGCGGAAGAUCUGUUCUACCUGUUUCCACUCGGUCAGCGGCUCGAUCAGCGUGAUACGGAGGUUGCUAAAACGAUGGUCAACCUGUGGACUUCGUUUGCAAUAAGUGGACGCCCGGCGGCAGCUGCCUUGAAACAUAUCUGGAAUCCCGUUUCCCAUUUUCACGGACCGUAUGUGAAAAUCAAUCAAGAGUGUGAGGAAUUCCAAAACUAUUUCAAUGAAUUCUCUGCCUCUACCGACAAGGCUAGGAACCAGCGAUCUACAGGAACUGAGCUACAGCUUUCACGAGUAGCUAUCGUUCUGGCGUUGCUUUACAGUGUAAUUAAACACGUUGUACAAUAAAGUUAGAGCCAUAAAUCAAAGCUUUAUAAUGAA